CUCGGAAGCCACACUUUACUCUUCCCUCUGUUUCUAUACGUUGACAGUGGUUGCUUCUGCUUCAUCUUCUUCUUCUUCUGCUUCUGCUUCAUCUAUUUUCAUGAUUUUGUUUCUGUCUCCUUUCCUUCCUCAUAUUCUUUCAUACCCACCAUUUUCAUCAAAACCCACCAACUUUUCGUGAAACCCAUUUUCUGUUAAACCCCAUUUCCCCUAAAGUUUGCAUCUUUAAGGCUUCUCAUGUAACAUAAACCCAAAAUCGAACCUGGGUUGUGUUCAAAUGACCAUAGAAACUUGGAAGACAUGAGCAUUCAGGAACUUGUUUCGGUGUCGCGUACAGCGUUUCGGACAGAACAGUUUGAUGAACUUGAAAAGGUUUUAGUGAGUAGAUAUGAGAGACUACACACAGAGAUUCUACAUUUUCAAGAGAAGUUUGACUUGGAGAGACUGAUGAGGUUUCAAGCUGAAGAAGAUUUGAGAAAAAGAGAGGAACUAUGCGAAAGAGGAAAAAGGGCACAGAGUAAUUAUGAAACAUUGUUGGAGGAAGUUAAGAAAACUAGUUUAGUUGAAGGAGACAUCAUUAGAGAGCUAAGAAAGAAGAAUAAUGAAUUGGAGUUGGAAGUUUGUGAGCUGAGAAAGUUGAAGCGAAAGUGGGUGGAUGAUAGCAAUGCUGCUCAAGGUGAAUCAUCAUCAGGGACGGUAAGAACUAGAAGAGCUAGGGUUGGGGUUGCCCAUUUUGGACGUGGACACUCUAUUACCUCUGCAUGUAGGGAGUGUGCAGCUAGGCAUGCACCUAUAGUAGAUGAACGACAAGAGAAUGACAACGUUCAUAUCUCACAGGAGGUCAUUGUGACAGACAAUGUUGUUAUCCCUCCAUCAGACGUGCAGGAACAAAUGGCAAGCCAAAACAAAGCAAAGAUAAAAAAAGGUUGCCACCAACGUCUCGUCUAAGCUCUUUUGACAAUUUUCACUUCAUAUCAUUGGUCCAUCAAGAGCACUAUUCGAAGUUUCUGGCCAACAAAAAGUUUGUAUUAGAAAAAAAAUUCCAGUUGGAAGGGUACAAAUUCUCAGAUAUUCAGGAAAUGAUAGUGACCAGAGGAUGGGGGGAUCUGACAACAUUUGCAAAAGAGGCUAGUGCCCAUUAGCUAAAGAGUUCUUUGCAAAUGCAUAUCUGGGUCCUGCUAAAGAAGAUGGGAACUAUAAGAAUGAUUUGAUGAAAUUCACUAGUUUUGUCAGAGGCAAGAUGGUGCCAUUUCAUGAGAAAAUUAUCAAUCGAUUGUUUGGGCUAGAGAACUAUGAGCAGUGUUCAUUUGAAGCAAGAAAGGCAAAGGGAUCUAACAUUGAUCAUCAGGAGAUUCUUAGUACUCUGUGCAGGCCCGAGGCCGAUUGGAUUAGGAAGAAAGAUGGAACACCAAUAAAACUUAACUCUUCUGACCUGACACCCAUUGCUAAAGCAUGGGAAACAUUUAUUUUGCAUACCUUGCUUCCGAGUUCAAAUGUGUCAGACUUGCCCCUUCAGAAAGCAACCUUGAUAACUGCAAUCCUUAAGGGCGAACCAGUCAAUGUCGUCCGUCUCCUAGCAAAUGACCUUUCGGCCACAGCGAACUGUUCCUCUCCCAAGAGCUACAUCAACCAUAUACAUCGUUGAUCAAUAAGCUUUGUGAAAGGGUGAGGGUGUACCAUGAAAAGAAUGAGGAAAUUGUGAAGCCGGCUGGGCCAGUCACCGUGAAAUGGAUAGAAAAAACAUCCAUUAUAACAUAAAUGACAUAAUGUAGUUGAAAAGGUAUUCUUGUAACUAGUGAAAUAGUAGCCCAGUGUUGGUUAUGAUACUGAACAUGGAACUGUACUCGAGAGUAAAAAAAUGUGCAACUAAAAUAACAUUCCUUUUUGAAUCGAGACCAAACACAUUGCUAGAGUUACUUUUAGAAUCACCUAAUGAGCCAUUUGAUUUGUAUGUAUCUGGACUUAAAGGAUGGGACCUUGUGGUUGAAUUAUAUAUAUAUAUUCUGGUUUGACAAAGACGAUGAUUCAAAUUUUUUAUUCAUAUCAGAAAACUUGCUCAUUGAAUUGACACCCAAGGUAUUAUGCCUAUGGCUCUUUUUCUUUGAAAUGGUUUCUUGUGAACACUUGGUUGGGUAUAUAUGCCCUGAUUAGAGUUGAAUCUGGUAUUUCACCGAGGGUUAUUCCGGUUUCCCUAACUUGGUACUCUACAACUGAUAUCAGAUGGUGGUGUUUUAAAGUUAUUUGUCUCAAACAUGCUUUUGCUGCAUUAUCCUUCAGCAUGUUUUGUUGACUAUCCAUUGGUUGUAUUAAAAAAAGAAAAAGAAAAAGAAAAGGAA
This is a messenger RNA of Medicago truncatula (barrel medic), 2336 nucleotides long. RefSeq lists its product as uncharacterized. NCBI's taxonomy places the organism in Eukaryota, Viridiplantae, Streptophyta, Magnoliopsida, Fabales, Fabaceae. The transcript has 3 exons. The coding region runs from base 301 to 948 and encodes 215 amino acids. The record is from RefSeq and is a predicted model, not a curated record.